AUCCUGAUACUAAACACACACACACUCGCGCGCACUUAUCAGGACUGUGACUCGAUCAGGACACUUUUGCAUUAUGCAUUCGGACUGCAGGCUGCUGGGAUGGACGCGUUGGUAAUGGUGGGCAGAGGGACCGGAGGGGCUGCGGUCUCCAUCCUGAUCCUCUUCAUCCUUCUCCUCGGUGCCAGAAGCUCGCGGGCGCAGAAGGGGGACGGCUGUGGACACACAGUGCUGGGUGUGGGCAGUGGAAGCCUGGCGUCUCUGGGGUACCCUCUGUCCUAUCCCUCAAACUGCGUGUGUGAAUGGGAGAUCAGCGUGACCACUGGACACACAAUCCUUGUGCGCAUUGCGGAUCUUGACAUAGACACAAACAACUGCCAGGUGUCUUACCUGCGACUCUAUAACGGCCACGGUCCAGGGCGAACAGAAAUUGUGAAGUUUUGUGGAGGGAGAGAAUGGAGAGACGUUGUUAUACACUCUGAGGGGCAUCAGGUCACAGUGCAGUUCAUGAGUGGACCACGCAACAAUGGCCGUGGCCUCUUCCUCUCCUACACCAAAAGCCAGCACACAGACCUCAUCACCUGUCUGGAAAAAGGAAAGCACUUCAGUGAAGCGGAGUUCAGUAAAUUCUGUCCUGCUGGAUGCCUGACUGAUUUCGGAGAGGUUUCGGGAACCAUACCGCAUGGAUACAGAGAUUCUUCUCCUCUCUGUCUGGCCGGUAUUCAUGCGGGUGUGGUGUCCAACACUCUGGGGGGGCAAAUCAGUGUGGUCAGCAGCAAAGGAAUCCCACACUACGAAAGCUCACUGGCCAACAAUGUGACAUCUGUGCCUGGAAAUCUCUCCCCCAGCCUUUUUACUUUCAAGACUAGCGGUUGCUAUGGCACUUUGGGUUUGGAGUCGGGGGUGGUCAGUGACUCUCAGAUCACAGCCUCCUCAGAGUGGGAAUGGGGCGGUCACGGAAAGGAGCCCACUGUCUGGGGCCCCACAGGGGCUCGCCUCAAAACACCAGGAUGUCCGUGGGCAGCAGCCAACAGCGACACAAAAGAAUGGAUUCAAGUGGACUUGAAGAAAGAGAAAAAAAUAACAGGUAUUACCACCACUGGCUCCAGCCUCCAAGAAUAUCAGUUUUACAUUUCAGCCUAUGAGGUGUUAUAUAGCCAUGAUGGACAGCAAUGGAAACCCUACCAAGAAGUGGGAUCAGAUAAAAACAAGAUUUUCCAAGGCAACACCAACUAUCUCCAGGAAGUGCGGAACAACUUUAUUCCUCCAGUUGAAGCACGAUUUAUCAGAAUAUGUCCCUUGCAGUGGCACCAGAGGAUCGCCCUUAAAAUGGAGCUGCUGGGCUGCCAACCUCAUGCAGCGAGGCCAAGAAUCUUCCAUCCAGCCCCUCCUCCCCCUCGCAGAAAAAGCACAGUGCCCCCCCUACAGGAGAGGACGACACACGCGCCCAACAUCCGAAACACCACCAUGCCUCCGCACCCUCACGAUGAGGUGGCGCUGGUGGCAGUGUUGGUUCCUGUAUUGGUGGUGGUUCUGACAACCCUGGUGUUGGUGAUGGUGUGCUCAUGGCUGUGGAAGAACAGAAAAAGCCCCGAGGUGACUUAUGACCUUCCACAGUGGGAGCGCACAGUGUGGUGGAAGAGUAUGAAACAGUUGCUGCCCUCUAAGUUGGAUGGAGACGAUUGUGUUCGUUACAGUUCCACGGCACGAGUGGACCACCAGAGACCCCGGGUGGAGCAUGCAGAAUACGCCCAACCGCUUGUCACCGGUACUAUGGCCUCUCUUGGACAAAGGUCAACGUUUAAGCCCGAAGAGGCCGGUGGACCCGAGUAUGAUGCACCUAUUCCCGCGGAACAUUACCAUGCUUACGCUGAGCCCCUUCCUGCUUCUGGCACUGAAUACGCCACGCCAAUCAUGAUUGACAGGGCUAACCACCUAUCAGGAGGCACUCUACCAUUCAGGGGGCGUAGUUUAGUGGCUCGGACAGACAGCAGCCAAUCAGCAAGCUCAGCCUAUGACACACCCAAGAGCACAUCUGAUCAAGCCACACCCACAGAGGGACAGUUGUACCAAGUGCCACAGAAUACCCACAGUGCACAGUGUCAGAACAAAGACUGACCAAUCACAAAUGAGCGGACCCAUUUGGAAACCCUGGGCUGAAUACUGCCUUUCCCAGAAAUCUGCAGAUCAGAUCAGAAUGUGCCGUCUCAAAUUGUAUACCGUGCAAGUCCUAUCACUGAAAUAACACACAGGAAUGUCAGGAGAGAGAGAAGAGCAGAGAUCUCGUUACACUACUGUGUUCUGUGAGUGUUCAUACGUCUAAAUGUGUGUGUACGAGUGCAUAUAUGUGACUGCUCUGCUAUCAAACUGUGAGUCCUUAGAUAUCUGUGCAUUUUUCUGAGAGUGGAGAUGUAUUUGUCUCGAUCGCUCAUUGUAAGGUACAUUUUUCCCUUUAGGCAAAGAUAUUUAAAAAAAAAACACCCUCACAGAAUAACAAAUGAUCACAUUUCAAAUUAAUAGACAAACACUCUCAUAACACUGUGAUUCACGGUCAUUUUGCACUGUUGUAUUGUAUUCUGCUGCUACAUAGGUGCCUUCUUUGUGACAUAGCAACACAGGCCUGUGCUGGUUUCUCUAGUUCUGUUCCAAAACCUAGUGAGUUAACUUGCCUACAUGGGCAUCUGCCUUAACAAUGCAGCAUACUAACUUAUAGGGGUGUACAUCUGGUAUUGGUUUUCUUAGCCAGAGAUACAAUAUUUGCCAAUACCUUGAAACAUGCCGUGAUUUGGUUAGUUAAUAGAUUCAGGGGUCUGCGAUCGAUUUAUCAAUAUUACGAUGUUACGUGCCUGGUUUAAAUUUUUUUUAACUCACAAAUGCAGUCAAAAUAUAACAUGAACAUAUAAUUAAAUUCUCUGAAUAUUGCAAAUCCUGUAUCUUCGACAAAAAAUCAAGUCGCACAUGUCAAGAACAUCAGUAAUCUGAUGACAGCAAUGACAACAGUCAAAAAAACCAUUUGUCUUCUGUGCAAAUCUAGUGUCCCCAUUAAGAAAUACAUCAAAAUGAGGUAA
This is a messenger RNA of Sinocyclocheilus rhinocerous, 3065 nucleotides long. It is a transcript of the gene dcbld2, whose product is annotated as discoidin, CUB and LCCL domain containing 2. Gene Ontology annotation, cellular component: plasma membrane. Gene Ontology annotation, biological process: wound healing. The transcript has 16 exons. The record is from RefSeq and is a predicted model, not a curated record. Bases 100 to 2115 code for a protein of 671 amino acids. Gene Ontology annotation, molecular function: signaling receptor activity. Lineage: Eukaryota; Metazoa; Chordata; Actinopteri; Cypriniformes; Cyprinidae.